Molecule: messenger RNA, 1227 nt
Organism: Adelges cooleyi (spruce gall adelgid)
Lineage: Eukaryota; Metazoa; Arthropoda; Insecta; Hemiptera; Adelgidae
Product: DNA-directed RNA polymerase II subunit rpb1-like
Exons: 2
Coding region: 321-854 (177 amino acids)
Source: RefSeq, a predicted model, not a curated record
AAACCAGCACAGAAACAAUAAUAUUCUCGAUAUAUCACCAAUGACUUAACCGUUAUACGACACUCUUAACCGUGUAUGAUUAACGAAUUUUAUAUUGGCAAAAAAAAAAUUAUAAUCCUAUCAACGAUUACAAACGGCGGCUUUGAUCGAAAAGGCGUGGUUGUUUUUUUAUAUAAAACGAUUUAGAUUAUUUGAUAACUGAUCAGCGAGUACUUUCCGAACCUAUAUAUAUAAUACAGAAGACUUUGGAUUUUACUCCAUUAGUUUUGAACAGUGACUUUUUGUCCGUAUUUUGGUGUAACUACUUUGAUGUAUACUUUAUGCAAAUUACAAUGAAUUUCAUCAUCAGUUUGAGUGUUUUAGUGAACAUUUUGGCGUUGUUAAACAACACAGUUUCACGAUCUCCGACUCCACCGUUAUAUCCAAUGCUACCGCCGCUGAUAUCAUAUUUUAUGCAACCAUUACUACCAAAUCAUAUGCCACCAUCUCCACCUCAUUCUAUGCGACGUCCUCUACCAAGACCUACACUACCAUUUCCACGAAAGACUACACCAUCCACUCCGCCAUCACCUAGACCAUCAUCUCCACGAUAUUCAACAACAACUUCUCCUUCGAGUACCAUCUAUCAUACACCAUCAUCUCCAUCAUCACCUAGACCAUCAUCUCCACGAUAUUCAACAACACGGUUUCCAUCAAGUACCAUAUAUCAUACACCAUCAUCUCCAUCAUCACCUAGACCAUCAUCUCCACAUUAUUCAACAACAACAACAUCUCCAUCAAGCACCAACAAUUCCAUCAUCUCCAUCAAGCACCAUCAUACACCUGAAGAAUACAAGUUAACAUUUUGGUGUUGAUAAACAACACGGUUUCACAACUUCCGUCACCGACUUAUCCAAUGCUGCCGACGCCAAUAUCGUAUUUUAUGCAAACAUUACCACCAAAUUCUAAGUCACGACCUCCACGAUCGCCACCAACACCACCAUCUUCACCACCAAUUCCACCACCAUCUCCAUCAUCGCCUAUACCUUCAACUCUUCGAUAUUCGACAACAGUGGCGGCUCGUGGAUAUGUGCAUGGCCGCACCCCCUACGGAAAUAACGAAAUAUUAGACAUAGUAUAAUUGAUUUGAUAUUUUAUGUUAAGGUUAGGUUAGAUUAGGUUUAUAUAGUUUAUUAUAGAAGUUAAUUAUUAACAUUUUUAGGAAGUAAGGUAAGAAAUUGCAGGUAA